Brugia malayi is the source of this 2802-nucleotide messenger RNA. RefSeq names its product Alpha-adaptin homolog, putative (gene Bma-apa-2). Bases 1 to 2802 code for a protein of 933 amino acids. The record is from RefSeq and is a predicted model, not a curated record. Lineage: Eukaryota; Metazoa; Nematoda; Chromadorea; Rhabditida; Onchocercidae. Gene Ontology annotation, biological process: intracellular protein transport; clathrin-dependent endocytosis. Gene Ontology annotation, molecular function: clathrin-cargo adaptor activity. The transcript is spliced from 21 exons. Gene Ontology annotation, cellular component: membrane coat; AP-2 adaptor complex.
AUGCCCGCCGUCAAAGGGGAUGGAAUGCGCGGCCUUGCCGUUUUCAUAUCGGAUAUUCGGAAUUGUAAAAGUAAGGAAGCCGAAUUGAAACGAAUCAACAGAGAAUUGGCAAAUAUUCGCAGCAAAUUUAAAGGUGAUAAAAUGAUUGAUGGUUAUCAGAAAAAGAAGUACGUUUGUAAACUUCUGUUCAUCUUCCUUCUUGGCAAUGAUAUUGAUUUCGGCCAUAUGGAAGCGACUAAUUUAUUAAGUUCAAAUAAAUACACCGAGAAACAAAUUGGUUAUCUUUUUAUUUCGGUACUGAUAAAUAAUAAUUCCGAUUUGAUCAAAUUGAUUAUUCAAUCAAUAAAAAAUGAUCUCCAGUCACGCAAUCCAGUUCAUGUUAAUUUGGCAUUACAAUGCAUUUCAAACAUUGGUAGUAAGGACAUGGCUGAAGCAUUUGCUCAAGAUUUACCCAAAUUGCUGGUUUCCGGGGAUACAAUCGAUUUUGUGAAACAAAGCGCAGCAUUAUGCCUGUUAAAACUGUUCAGGAUAUGCCCAGAUGUUUUACCGCCGAGCGAAUUUUCCUCUCGUAUUGUUCAUCUAUUAAAUGACCAGCAUUUGGGUGUUGUUACAUCAGCUGCUUCGCUAAUCGAAGCAUUGUCCAAAAAAUGGCCUGAUGAAUAUAAGGGAUGCAUCUCGUUGGCUAUUUCAAGGUUAAGUCGAAUCGUGACUGCAGGUUACACCGACUUGCAAGACUAUACUUAUUACUUUGUACCAGCGCCCUGGCUUUGUGUGAAAUUAUUGAGAUUGCUGCAAAAUUAUCCACCACCAGAGGAUCCAAGCAACAAGUCUCGUUUAAUGGAGUGUUUGGAAGGAAUCUUGAAUAAAGCUAUGGAUGCUCCAAAAUCCAAAAAAGUGCAACAUUCGAACGCUAAAAAUGCAGUGCUCUUUGAAUCAAUUGCUCUGAUCAUCCAUAUGGAUACGGAACCAAGUUUACUUGUUCGAGCUUGCAAUCAGCUAGGCACUUUUCUAUCCCAUCGUGAAACAAAUUUAAGGUACCUUGCUUUGGAAUCAAUGUGUUUACUGGCAACUUCAGAAUUUUCACAUGAAGCCGUAAAAAGACAUCAAGAAACAAUUAUAAAUAGUUUGAAAACUGAAAGAGACGUUUCAGUUCGCCAGCGUGCAGUUGAUCUGCUCUAUGCUAUGUGUGAUCGAUCAAAUGCCGCAGAAAUUGUUUUCGAGAUGUUAUCAUAUCUUGAAACAGCUGACUAUUCGAUUCGAGAAGAAAUGGUACUGAAAGUUGCGAUUUUGGCUGAAAAAUACGCUACGGAUUAUACUUGGUAUGUAGAUGUCAUCCUAAAGUUGAUACGAAUUGCUGGUGAUUACGUAUCUGAAGAAGUCUGGUAUCGUGUUAUUCAAAUUGUUGUAAAUAGAGAGGAUGUACAAGGCUAUGCAGCUAAAACUGUUUUUGAAGCAUUACAGAGACCAGCUUGUCAUGAAAACAUGGUCAAGGUUGGAGGUUAUAUAUUGGGAGAAUUUGGAAAUCUGAUAGCUGGAGAUGCUCGAUCAAGCCCACAAGUUCAAUUUGAACUCUUACAUAGCAAGUAUCAUUUAUGCUCCAUUGCAACGAGAUCCCUUCUGUUGUCAACAUACGUAAAAUUCUGCAAUUUGUUCCCAGAAAUCAAAGGAAUGAUUCAAGAAGUUUUUCGCAUGGAUCACAAUUUGCGUAAUCCCGACGCUGAGUUGCAGCAGCGUGCUGUAGAAUAUCUUCAUUUAUCCAAAGUUGCUUCUCCUGAUGUUCUUGCAACGAUACUGGAAGAAAUGCCACCCUUCCCAGAGAAAGAAAGCUCUUUGCUCGCUAAAUUGAAAAAAUCGAAACCACAUGUGGAAGAGCUUGUAAAUCAGGCUGCUGAAAAGAAGCAGCGUCCGACUGCAAUGAUGAAUCAUGACACAAAGCAAACGUCGGGCCAGUUAUUGGAUAUUAGUCCCGGUUUGGAAACCAAGGCUCUAGUAGAUAUAUUUAGUGCUCCAGCUGCAGCAAAUGGUGUACAAUCGACAAUGGCUCCAACAAAUGGUGAACCUGCUGUGGAUAAUUAUCCAGAUGUUCUAAAGUUCGCAACAAAGAAUAGUGGUGUGCUUUACGAAGAUUCUACGAUUCAAAUUGGAUAUAAAUUAGAAACCCGAGCUAAUCUUGCACGCUUAGGAAUGUUUUAUGGGAAUAAAACUAAUUAUGCAUUCACUGAUUUUAGCCCAAGCUUGUUUUGCUCCGGAAUUCUUAGCACACAACUGAUUGCACAGUGCAAAGCAGUAGAUAGUACGAUAACAGGUGGAUCACAAGUGCAACAGUUAAUCAAUUUUGUAUGCGAGCAAGAAUUUCAUCGUUGUCCUCUUCUUCACCUCAUUUUCACUUUUUCUGAUGUUAGCAAUAGACAGCAAUCUUUUGACAAGACUUUUGCACUUCCCAUUUUUAUCAAUAAGUUUUUUGAACCAACGGAUAUGUCCUCAGAACAGUUCUUCACUCGCUGGAAACAACUUUCUCAAUCAACUCAAGAGAAUCAGAAAAUAUUUCCUGCGAAAUUACCAAUAGAUCGAGAACAGAUUAGAACAAAACUGAGUGGUUUUGGACCUCGGUUGUUACAAGAAGUAGAUCCAAAUCCGGAGAAUUACGUUUGUGCCGGAAUAGUUAAUACGAAAAUGCAGCAAAUCGGUACUCUUAUUCGUUUGGAACCGAAUAAACAAGCAAAGAUGUAUCGAUUGACUGUUCGAAGUUCUCGUGAUACUGUUGCAAGUCACUUGUGCGACAUACUAUCGCAGCAAUUUUGA